This is a messenger RNA of Centruroides sculpturatus (bark scorpion), 423 nucleotides long. RefSeq names its product cAMP-specific 3',5'-cyclic phosphodiesterase 7B-like. The annotation marks the transcript as partial. The record is from RefSeq and is a predicted model, not a curated record. The transcript has 3 exons. Lineage: Eukaryota; Metazoa; Arthropoda; Arachnida; Scorpiones; Buthidae. Gene Ontology annotation, molecular function: 3',5'-cyclic-AMP phosphodiesterase activity.
CUAUUUGUAGCUUUAAUAGAAGAAAAUUAUCAUAGCAACAAUCCUUAUCAUAACUCUGUGCAUGCAGCUGAUGUUACUCAAGCUAUGCACUGCUUUUUACAAGAGCAAAAGAUUCUUGAGCAUCUGACUCCUCUGGAAGCCAUGGCUUCACUGAUUGCAUCAGUUACUCAUGAUGUUGAUCAUCCAGGAGUCAAUCAGCCAUUUCUAAUAGCAACUUCAAAUCAUUUAGCAUCCUUAUACAAAGUAAUUAAUUUUAAUCAUAUCUUUAACUUUUUUCUCAUAACUAAUUCAUUAGUUUUAUAUUUAAAAAAAGAAGGAGAAGAUGGAGAUGUCUUUCUGCCAAAUCGAAAUGACGAAGACGAGGUGAGAUUUAAUGAAGAAAAGAUCUUUCUCUCAUCUUCCUCGUUUGAUAAUGGAGAGUAA